Molecule: messenger RNA, 1209 nt
Organism: Camellia sinensis
Lineage: Eukaryota; Viridiplantae; Streptophyta; Magnoliopsida; Ericales; Theaceae
Source: RefSeq, a predicted model, not a curated record
GUUAGUUAUUAAUAGAUUUGAUUUGUCUGUUUUACCUUUUGUGUUUUUUGAAUUCAUAAGUUUGUGCAAUUAACAUCGAGUCUGUAGCAUGAUAUAUACAUAAAAUAUUUGUAAGUCUAGUUUCAUUUCAUCCCAAUUAGUUGGCAAUUUUGGUUCUUGGAAUGUCAAAAGGACAAAUUAUUAUUAAUGGAUCUUAUAUUUACUUCUUCUUUUUUUUUUUUUGCCACCUGUUAUCUAUGCCAAUUUUGAGAAUAAGAGCAGGUAGGUACCUCAGUCUAUUGUGAUGUUUUAUUGGACAAUAAAAAAGAUUGUCCCUUCUAGUGCUACAUAAUAGUGAGACUCCGUCUGGUAUUUUUUUUAUUUCCAAUAACACUAUGUAGCAACAAUUUCAUUGAUUACCAAUUGAUUUAAAUGAUAUUCUUGUGGUUUUAGGCUGAUGAGCGAGAAGCACAUCUAGGGUUGAUAUAUCCUUGUUUUCUGGGUGCCAGAAUGCUAGGAAGCACAGUUUUUCCAUGGUUUUUCAGUGGACCAUUAUCUCUUCGUACUGAGGAUUGCCUGGUAUAUGUGUUCAUAGUAAUGGGUUUUGUUUUGUCCAUAGUGGCCUACGAUUAUCAGGAAAUUGGAGUUCUUGUAGCACUAUUCUGCUUAUUUCAUGCUUGUGUUGGCCUUCUUUUACCUUCACUUGCCAGAUUGAGGACUAUGUAUAUACCAAAUGAGUAGCGUGGAGGGAUGAUGAGCCUUUCUCUAGCCCCUGCAAAUGCAGCAAUUCUAUUUGUCCUAUUGUAGGUUUCAGUACAUGGCUAUAUCGGAUGAAAGGCAAAGGAUCAUGCCAACGCCACAGGACCGUGAAGCUGGCCUAGUCCUUGACUAUCCUGAAGCUGUUCUGUUGACAAAUCCAAGCAAUCCAGAGCUCACUGGGGAGGUGGAUGAUAAGUACCAAUAUUCAUGUGAUGACAAAGACAAUCGGGUUCAUGGGUGGAUAUGCUCCAACCCGGUUGUUGGAUUCUGGAUGAUCACACCCAGCAAUGAGUUCCGUACAGGUGGCCCUGUCAAGCAAGAUCUCACCUCGCAUGUUGGCCCAACCACCUUAUCUAUAAGUAUCCGAUAUUGUUCCCUUUGCACAAUCCUUUGCUAUUAAUCACUCAGAUAUCAUGCUUUGCAAGAGAGCACACUUUCAAAUGGCAUCAAUUUUACUCACUGGCCCAACAC